GUAAGACAUGGUUAAAAGCUCCUCUGCACUCCGGCGUGCUCUCAUCACAGAUAUGGAUGCUCUCAGAGGGAAGGGCUGAAACUGGAGCAAAAAAACAAAACAAAAAAAAAAAGGGCAGAGCAGUAGAAGAAAAGUGCAUGGAUGAAAGAAGUGACUGUUAGAGGACAGUAAACAGUUGCAUCAAGGCGGAGAAUGGGCAAUUCCUCCUUCCCAGGUCGAGAGAAGAGAAAGGAUCCCAUGAUCUCUGCCGGUGAUGCCGAGUUCCCGCGGGAUUUCCACACGCUGGCCGCCGGCGGGGGCCGAGGGGCCCGGCACUUCCAGAACAGCAGCAACGGCGGCUUCAUGUCGUCCUCGCUGGACCGCCGGCACAACUCUGUGGCGGCUAAAAGCCUGGAGGCCCUGAACAGCAUCCACAAGGCGGACAUCGAGCGACAGCGGGACGCCCUGAUGGACCUGCAGAAGAACAAAUACUCCAACAGUCCUGGCAGCAUGUCUCAAGGCUCCACUGCAGGCGGACGACAGCAACAACCAAACUACUGGAGCUUCAAGACUCGAACGCCUCGUGUGACUCGACUCAGCCCGACGCAGCCGGCUCUCGCUGACCAGGCCAGCAGGGUUUCUUUCGCCUCGGCAGAAAACCUGGAGACCAUGUCAGAGCCAGACAUGCCCAUCGGAUUCAACCGGAUGAACCGGCUUCGCCAGAGCCUCCCGCUCGCCCGCUCGUCCAGCCAGGCCAAGCUCCGGGCGCCAGGCAUCUUGUUCCUGCAGCUCGGGGAGGAGAUCCGCCGGGUGCACCUGACCCACGAGCUGACCAGCCUGGACACCCUGAGGGCGCUCAUCGUGCACAUGUUCCCCCAGAGGCUCACCAUGGCCAUGCUCAGAUCUCCCAACACCGCUCUGCUGAUCAAAGACGAGACCCGGAACGUCUUCUACGAGCUGGAGGACCCGCGGGACGUCCAAGACCGCUGCGUCAUCAAGAUCUACUGCAAAGAGCCCGUCUACGGGACGUACCCGGGACAUCACAACCCGCACCUGGCCAACGGAGACCUGCGGAGGGAGAUGGUUCAUGCGCCGCAGGACUCUCCCCCCGCCCGCCGCCUCGCCAACCCCCCCAUGUCCUCGCAGCACUCCACCUCCUCUGCCUCACCUCCUCAGGGCUCCCCGUCCCGAGCCCGCCUGCUCUACAGCGCCGGCAGGCCCUCUUCCUACGCGGGGCCGCCACACCACACCCACUCCCUGCCCCACCCCCACGCCCAGUCCCACCACUCCUCCCCCCACCAGCAGCCUCAGCUCCAACAGCCCCACCACGCCCCGCAGGCCUUCUGCACCUCCUCCAGCGCCAUCCUGGAGCGCCGGGACGUGAAGCCCGACGACGAGCUGGGGGGCUCCAGGAGCGUGGUGCUCCUGCGGGGGGAUGACCGCGUAGGAGGAGGGAUCUACGCGGACCCGUACGCUCUGGGCCCGGACCCGACCCGGCUGAGCCUGGCAGGAGGCCCGCACUCUCCCCUGCCGGCCAGAGCCGACCCGUACGCCUCCUUGUACCGCCGUGGCGGUGGGGGAGGUCCGGGAUCGGUGCGGUCUCUCACCUCGUACUCUGCAGCCGCUUUACAAGGAGAGCUGAUGGAGAGCGGCGUGCUCUACAGACCAGGAGGACCGCUUUACAACGACGCCUACGCCGCCUCCAUGUUGGCCAUGGGGCUCCGGGUGCCUCCCCCCUCCUCCCCCCAGAAGAUACCCGACAUGAGGGAUUCCUACGGCGGAGCCCUGCCCGCUCGGGGCUCCCCCGGGAGGCAGACCCUCAGGCGGGACUCCGUCACCUCCUCUGUGUUCGGGGACAGUCCCAAGGCUCGAGGCCCCGGUCCAGGUUUGGGUCUCACCGCUGAGCAGCUCUGCCUGAUCGGAGGAGGGGACGGAGGAGGCGGGUUCGGAUCUCCUCUGCUUGGGAACGAGACAGAGACCAGGGAGCGAAUGGAGGCCAUGGAGAAGCAGAUCGCCAGCCUGACCGGCCUUCUGCAGAGAGUUCUGACCCGAGCGCCCGAAGCAGAGAGCCCGGAGAAGAUGGAGUCGGCGAGCGACGGCUCAGGAACCGACCCUGGACAAACUAAAAAAAAGAAAGCUCUGACCCCGUCGGCCCCUCUGGCCCUGAUGCCGCCGCCGCCCUCCAGCUCCAACCAGCCCGUCGCCGUGUCCCGUCUGCAGAUGCAGCUGCACCUGCAGAACCUGCAGCAGAACACCAACGCUCUGCGCAAACAGCUGUCGCAGCUGCGCAACAUCCAGCUGGAGAACCAGGACUCGGUCCUGUCCCUGCUGCGGCAGACCGAGUCCGAGCUGAGCCUCAUGAUGCUGGACGCCAUGCGGCCCCAGGAGGACCCGCUGCAGAGACAGCGCCUCCUGGUGGAGGAGGAGAGGCUCAAGUACCUGAACCAGGAGGAGCUGCUGAUCCAGCAGCUGCACGACCUGGAGAAGUCUGUGGAGGAGCUGCAGAGGAACUCCUCCAUCAACCACGGCCUGGUGACGGAGCAGGACGUGGAGCAGAAGAGCAAAGAGCUGAGGAUGCUGGGAGACACGCUCGCUGAGCUCAAAAACCAGUUCCCCAGCCUGCAGAGUAAGAUGAGGGUGGUGCUGAGAGUGGAGGUGGAGGCUGUCAAGUUCCUGAAAGAGGAGCCGCACCGCCUGGAGGCUCUGCUGAAACGCUGCAACUCCAUGACUGAUGCUCUGAGCACGCUGCGCAGACAAGUCACAGAGGGGGUCUGGAAGACACCGGAGGACAUUUCCAUCCAAGCCCCGAAGCGAGCGGACGACCUGAGUCGCAGCUCGGACCUGGACAUCCUGAACAGUCCUCCUCUCAGCCUCUCUGACCUCAGCACCAGCGCCGGCCUCGCCAACUGGAUGCCUGCGGCGUCUGAAGCCGACGCCUCGGGUCUCGAGCAGGACGUCCAGUCCUCCAUGACCUUCAGGAACCGGAUCCUGGACGAGCUGCCGGGCAGACGUCCCGCAGACAAAGCCGUGUCGGCCGAAGUCAGGCUGGCAGCGGAGCGGGACUGGGAGGAGAAACGAGCCAGUCUGACCCAGUUCAGCGCUCAGGACAUCAACCGUUUGCUGGAAGAGACCCAAGCCGAGCUGAUGAAGGCCAUACCGGACCUGGACUUCGCUGCCAAGCACAUAAACAAACCGGCGGUUCCCCCCAAGCCCCAAAUCACCAUCCCAAUAUCCUCCACCACGGCUGCCGGGCCUGCAGCCGGGACCGCCGGGACCGCCGCCGGCCUGGACCAGCAGCCGGGGAAGGUGCAGCUGGCCGCCCAGAAGCUGAACAGCAUGGAGGGGGGCGGCUCCCACCGAGGGUCGGUGGACCUCGGCGUGACCAAAUACAAAACCGACAAACCCUCCAAGUCUCCCCCUCCGCCCCCGCCUCGCCGGAGCUUCCCGUCGGCCCACGGCCUCACCACCAACCGCACCGGAGAGGUCAUCCUCACCAACAAGAACCAGAAGGUUGAAGAUGAAGCUGAGAUGCCUAAAACGCUGGUGAAGCUGAGGCGGACCCCCUCCGACGCCCCCCGGCCCGCCUCCACGCCGCCCGUCAUCGCAGCCUCGGCCGUUCACGACGAAGACGACGAGGAGAAGAUCAUCGCGGAGCUGGAGAUAUUUCAGAGAGCGCCGGUUAAAAACCCGAGUCGUGCUAAACCCAGCAGAACCCGGUCUAAGGCCGCCCCUCCUCAGGUCUGUGGGUCUUUGGGCAGAAAGAACAGCAGCAUCUCUCCAGGACCGACGAAGGGUCCGACCGUCGCAGCCCGACUCAAACACCUCCAACAGGGGAGCCUGGAGAGACCCAGAGGACGCCGACAGAAAGAGGAUUUCCCCAAAGUCCAGGGCCAGCAGCAGUCCUGAGCUCUUUGCAGCUCAUUCAGCUGAUCGACCUUCAUCUUUUGCUGCCGUUUUUCUUCGCUGCUUUCUUCUGACGUCAUUUCAGUCUUUCUUUUUUCAGUUAAUUUUUUGUUUGUUUUUUGUUUUGUUUUUUUUUUUUUUUGCCUUUUUUCCAUCCUGUCUGCUUCUCAGGUCUCAUCCGGACUAAUCAGUGAGGAGAACUCGGACCGCUCCAGUUUUGGACUUCUAAAUCCUAAUCCACACCUAAUCUGAGGUGUGACUCCAUCGGCCAGAAAACACAAAAAUAAUCCAACUGGAUUGAAAAGAACAAAACCCAGAGCAGAAGCUCUGGACCUGCAUCUCAUUAAAACAGGAUCUGUGUCCCGCUGGAAAAAGUUAAAAUUUAGUUUUCAAUCUUAUUUAGAAGAAAUAAAACAACAAAAUAUAAUUUGUAGUUACUAAUAAUUUAAAGAUACAUCAUUCAGUCUUAAGUUCGUCAUCAGAGGAGCAGGUAAACGGAUCGUUUAGACCCUCAGACGUCUUUGAGGAUGUUUAUUUGCAAAAUAUCUCAUGAACCACAGGAUGUCCUCGCCCUAUCUGGACCUGGUUCUUUGGGUCAUGAUCUCAUCCCCCCCACAGGUGAGGGUUAGGAGCAUAACUCCUCCUUCACCACGACCGACUGGACCAACAGCCUCAUUACUGAGGACGAGGCCCAGAUCCACCGAUCCAGCUCCAGGAUCUUUGAAGCUUUGGUGGGCGAUCUGAAUUCCUACAAGAACUUUAGUGUCAUUAAGUUUGUUUCAGAUGUUUAUAAAGAACAAACAGAAAUUAACAGAAAUAAUUAAAUUUUAUUAACUGAGAACUAACAGAUCUGUUUUUACAGCCAGCUUUCACAAUGUUGAGGAAGACUCUGUAUGGCAGGCCAUUUUAACAUAAAAUCAGCUUCACCUCACUCACAUUCCUAACAUCUUAAAUCGGUUCAUAGACGUAUUACAUAAAAUAGAUCUCUAGUUACAUUCAAUGAUUUCAGAUUUACCAUUCAGUUUAGAGGCUAGUUUUAGAUAUCAGAUAUUUAAGAUUGGAUCAGUGCAAAUAAAAUUACAGAUUUAUUGAAAGCAAAUAAUGACUCCGCAAAACUAUCUUAUAAAUAUCUAUAAAACUGUAAUUAUGACAAGUCAUAACUCCUCUAAGAUAUCUCCAGUUGAAUUACAGAUAUCUUGGGUAUUUUUUUUUAUCUAUUUAAGACAUCUUGAAUAUUCUGUCUAGUCAAAACAUCAGAUUUACAAAGCAUUUUAGCUGAAAGUUUCUAAGAUAUUUUAGUCUUACUGACACUAACUUUACCUUAAUUUGCUGUUCAGUGGUCUUCAGUCUUAGGUCAGUCCAAAUCGAAUUCUUGCUGAAGCUCAGCAUGAAUUAAAAAAACAAUAAUUUAUUGUCUGUCAUUGCAGCCAAACAAAACCCUGCAGGCAUCUGUUUGGGCAGCUAAGUGACAGCAGGGGGCGGGGCUUAUGCACAGUUUCUUAUUUCAGAUGUUUAAAAAUAAAUUUUGACUCAUCAUAAUUACAUUUAAAAAUCUUGAACUGUAAUUACAGAUGUGUGACUCUUUAAAUGAUAAAUGCGUUGACGUCAUUUGAGAUUUUUUUUAAUUUACAUUUUGAUUUGUCAGAAUGAAUCUGAAGAAAUCUUGCAGAUAUCUUAAAUUAUCUGGACAGGUCUAAGAGUGCAGAUAUCUUAAAUUACCAUUCAGGAUAUUCAAAAUGUAGUUGCUCCUUGUUAAAACUUGUUUUUAGACAUCUAGGAUGUAAAUACAGAUCGUCAGACGAAGCUGAUUUUAUGUUAAAAUGGCCUGCCGUAGCUCUCAGCUACUAACACACCAGAUUACAGCUCAUUAUUGUUAAAAUGGUUGUAGCCAUUUUUAUAUCAACAUCGACUCAAAUUAAUCAGUCCAUCAUAUAGUUCAUGAGAUAUUUUUCUAACAGUCAAGUAAUCGUGUAAAAAUGUAAACUAAUAAUUUAGCUGAAAUUGGACUAAAAGCUGAGUUUAUUAAUAGUUAAAGUAAAAACUGGGACACAGACGACGAUUAACGUUUUAAUUAAAAUUAUUCAACUUUAAAUAAAAGUUUAGAUAAAAUGACAAACCUUCAAACGGGCUGAGAGUUGUGAGGAGUUAGUUUUUUCUUAACUUUACAUAAAAGUUAAUAAUUAACAUCUUAAUGGAAUGUAUCUGUAGGCUCAGAUUAGCUCAGAUUAACUAAUCCAGAAGUAGAGAAGUUAACCACGUCACUGAUAAUCUUGUAUGUAUAUUAUUCUAAAACCAUUUAGUUUUAGUUUUUAAGAGAACAUGUAAAAAAAAAGGUCAUCUAUGUUUUAUAUAAUCAAGCUUUUUUGUAUUUUUAUACUUGAAAAGGAUUCAUAAACAUGUAACACAUUUAUUCUAUAAAUUAUUAUUUUUCUGUGUUAAAGAUUUUAUUUUUUCUGCGAACCAUGAACCGAACCAUGAGUCACACGUUCUGGAUUCUAACUGUAAAAAAAACAAACAAUAAAAAACUAACAUUUAAUUAAAAAAAAAACAAGCAGGAGUUCGUAGCUGUUUUAAUCUAAUAUAACCGACUGUGUUCACUCCUCAGAUUAAACUGUUUAUUCAUGGUUUAUUGAUGAAUGUGUGGUAAAAAACCAUCUGUGGAUGUUUAAAUCAUGUAUAUAAACCCAAACAGUAUAUUACAGAGCUGGUUUUAUGUGAAGUUUUUUAAUAAACUCUAAAAUGGCAUGCAAACUGUAAACAUUCCUGGAAAUCUGCACGCUGACUCAGCAUUCAGUGUAACCCUGUGAGCCGUAGAGUAAAAACUGUACAGAAACAUUAGAGUUUUGUAUCCCGUUCUGUCAGAAGAAAGAAAGAAAAAAAUUAAUAAAACUUUAUCGUCAACCCAGAAAUAAAUCUAAAAUAUGUAUCAUCUAACAGCCGUUCCUUCAGUUUGAAAGUGAUGCCUGCCGUGUGGGUAAGUGUUGUCUGUGAAGAGAAACUUCAGCACAAAUCUGAACGAAAAGAUUCAAAGUUGCUGCUUUUUGUACGUUUGUUGUGUUUUUGUGACAAUAAAGGUCUGAUCUGUCACAGCUGUC
Messenger RNA from Austrofundulus limnaeus, 6977 nucleotides. It is a transcript of the gene srcin1b, whose product is annotated as SRC kinase signaling inhibitor 1b. Gene Ontology annotation, cellular component: actin cytoskeleton; cytoplasm; postsynaptic density. Bases 193 to 3885 code for a protein of 1230 amino acids. Gene Ontology annotation, biological process: regulation of dendritic spine morphogenesis. The record is from RefSeq and is a predicted model, not a curated record. NCBI's taxonomy places the organism in Eukaryota, Metazoa, Chordata, Actinopteri, Cyprinodontiformes, Rivulidae. The transcript has 21 exons.